AUGGCCACCGAGGCCUCCAUCGCCCUGACCAACCGCUCUCUCCGUACCAUUCGUACUGAACUGGAAUUUCUCGCCGAUACCUCCAUCAUCUCCCCGGAACAGCUCUCCUCCAUCCUAGCACAACUACCGGCCCAGACGCCGCUACAUGCUCCUUUACACGCUCCCAUCAAUGGCGCCGCCAACACUCCUGUCGAUCAAUUCUCGAGCAUGAACUUGAAGGAGGGAUAUGCUCCCGUACCUACACCUGCGCCUCUCCCUCCUCCAGCCUACGUUCCACCUCCAAUCUUGUCGAUUGCAUCCGCUCUCUACGCAUACACGCCCACAGAUGCUGGCGACCUGGCGCUUCAACAAGGUGAUCGGAUACAAGUAUUGGAGCAUAUGAACAACGAUUGGUGGAGAGGUCGCAAUGAAAGGACCAACCUAGAAGGCAUCUUCCCACGAAGCUAUGUAAAUGUCAUCGAGGACCGCCGGCCUCCCAUGGUUCACUCACAGUCAACUGAGUACGGAAAUCUACCCCUCCAGAUCACUCAGUCUGGCUCUUCCAACGUCGGCCCAGAAGGUCGGAAAUACAGCAAGCUCGAAGAACAGGGCAAGAAGUUCGGCAAGAAGAUGGGCAAUGCUGCCAUCUUUGGAGCUGGAGCUACCAUUGGCAGCAACAUUGUCAAUGGCAUUUUCUAA
This is a messenger RNA of Fonsecaea multimorphosa CBS 102226, 678 nucleotides long. RefSeq lists its product as uncharacterized. Gene Ontology annotation, cellular component: ESCRT-0 complex. NCBI's taxonomy places the organism in Eukaryota, Fungi, Ascomycota, Eurotiomycetes, Chaetothyriales, Herpotrichiellaceae. Gene Ontology annotation, biological process: protein transport to vacuole involved in ubiquitin-dependent protein catabolic process via the multivesicular body sorting pathway. The transcript has 3 exons. The coding region runs from base 1 to 678 and encodes 225 amino acids. Gene Ontology annotation, molecular function: protein binding. The record is from RefSeq and is a predicted model, not a curated record.